This is a messenger RNA of Postia placenta MAD-698-R-SB12, 6123 nucleotides long. RefSeq lists its product as hypothetical. The record is from RefSeq and is a predicted model, not a curated record. Lineage: Eukaryota; Fungi; Basidiomycota; Agaricomycetes; Polyporales; Adustoporiaceae. Gene Ontology annotation, molecular function: structural constituent of nuclear pore. Gene Ontology annotation, biological process: RNA export from nucleus; protein import into nucleus. The transcript is spliced from 4 exons. The coding region runs from base 1 to 6123 and encodes 2040 amino acids. Gene Ontology annotation, cellular component: nuclear pore inner ring.
AUGUCGGGAGAAUCGUCAAAACGCUCUGACCUGAUUGAUAUAACAUACCAACAGCUGCACUCCUUCCUCUCCGGCCAUCUCGAGGGUAACACUCCUUCAGAGCUCGCCGACUUUGUCAAGCCUCGCAUCUCUCACAUUCAGAAUGUAUCUACGCCUUUUGGCGCCCCCUCCUCUGGGUCCCGCAAGAGGUUGGAGUCGGGAAGUGUCACCCUCGGCGACGGUGUGGCGAUCCGUGUCGAGCCUGCCGACCGCGACUGCGCGUUCGCCAUCAGCACGCGAUUCGAGAUAGACGAAGUUGCCGCGCUUGUGCUCCUGCGCUCCUUCCUAUAUAACGAGGGCCUGCCCGACAGCGCCGGCGGCGAAGGCGCGAAUAUCAUUGAUGAAGUGGUCGAGGCCAUCACCCCGUUCUAUUACUCCGAACGGCUCUUCCUCUUGCGAACGCUCAUACCGCUCUUCCGGGCAAACGAAAACGCGGCGGACCCCAUCCAUGGCAUUGCUGGUGAUCUCUUGUCUCGGAUCUUGACGGACGGCCACGCUUUCGCGCGGGCACUGCUAGCGGAGUACGCCAGCAAGACGAAGGCGCCUCUGCCCGAGCGAGUUAGCUCGGAUCCUCGCCAGGCAGUACUGUGGGCACGGCAGAACGCAAAGGAGCAACUCGUUCUCCUGGAGGUGCUUUUCUGGACCAUGUGGAGCUACGCGUCUUGCGACGGGCCGUCGGUGGUACGCAUCUUCGAGACGGCAUACGAAACGAACUUGGGUUCUACACAGCAAAAUUCGACGCUUCUUCUGGACGAGGAAGGCGUGCAGCUGCAGCGCGAUAGUGCGGCGCUGUGGGUUCUGCUCACCCUCGAAGUGCUAGAGCUUGAGAGGGCUGCGGAGCCGGGUGCUAUUGAGUUGAUGCCCAAGUCAGAAGAUACGAAGCUGUACUGGGCCUCAACGGAGUCGAUGAAGCGGAUACACGAGCUCGUCCUGGGACACACAGACAGUCAUUACGCUUGCACGUACAUGGCGUGGGCAUUCGUCCUCUCGCGAGUGACACAGGCAGCAUCCGAGGCGAUAGAUCUUCCGCAGGCGCACCACGACUUCAUCGCCUUGCUUAUGCCGCACUCUGGGAGGGCAUACUCGAGGGAGCGAGAACCAAUAUUCACGCUAAUGGCGCGGACGUGUCUGGACCCCGACGUGGGACUGUUUAAACUAAUGUUCACCUUGCUGACAACCUCACCACUCUUUGUCACGUCCAUCGCGUGGAGGACGGCCUCAACACUCACGGACCCUAACGCGGUUGCGUACCGUUCGGUAUUCAAGGGGCUUGUGAUUGCGAUUGUCGAAAGCGUUCCAAUCGAACUGAUCCCAGACUUUGACGAUUUCGUUGAGAUUUGGAUCGCGCUCUUUGGCCGCAGCGAAAGCCGAUCCGUCUCCGGCAUUUGCUGUCAAUUCUGGCAAUCAGAUUGGGUGCGGGGCAAUGCACGCCGCGCGAUCCUCGACGUUGCACGUGCUCGAUUCCCUGUACAACCACGACCGUUGAUACGGCUCCUCCGUGCGCUCUCUGCGACAGGCUUCCUCGACACUGACCCGCUCGUGACUGCAAAUUAUUCCCCUCACACUGGGAUCCUCGAUGAAGAGCGUGAAAUGUGCACGCGCUAUGUGUUCGACUUUCUUGCACAACUGCCUACCUACACGCAAGUGGUCCCUGCGAAUGCAAGUAACGGUGCACAGGCGCUGUACGAAAAGAUGCCCGAACGUCAUGGGUCAUCGUCUGUAGCUGGUGGUCUGAUAUACACCAAUCUGCGGGCCCUUAAACUUCCCGGCGGCACGACGCUCCCGCCGAGGACUAUCGGUCGUCUGCUCAGUGGUGAUGGCGGCGAUGCUAUUGCAGUGUCUUGGCAGCACGAACACUCGGGCUGGAUGCUACUACUCGAGUUCCUCACCGACUACGUCAAUCGCAAGCGUAGGUUCACUGGCACAAGUAAUCCUCACGGUGACAUCUCGUUCUCCCAGCGUGGUAGUCAUCGACCGAUCCCUCUCCGGCUAGAGGACAUUGGCGCAGAAAUGGAUCGCGAAGGAGACGAUGCAAUCGUCAUGGACAUCCUGGAUCUCAUUCGCAGCGUGGUGCAGGACAAUCCUGGCCUAGCGGCGGAGCUGCUCGAUACGUUUGAGAGCAGUGAUCCGGUUGUGGCGCAUACCAUGGUCGAAGCACAGCCGCCAGAUUUGGUCCAACUCACGACAGCAGUCCUAGAGGAGGCACUCUCUCGAUCGUCCUCGCAGCCGCGGGGUGCCCCGCGCGCCCCGCUGAUCACGUCAGCUAUCAGUGUUCUCGCAGCAUUACUUGCUCAGCCACAUUACUCCACCCGUGUUUGGUUGUACAUCCGCUCCACAGCAUCCCUGUUCGGAUCUGAGAAGAGCAAUGGUGCAACCUCUGCCGUGCUUACCGCGGAGCGUUUGACAGGGCAGUAUACGAUGACGCUAGCCCUUCUGCAUCUCGUUCAACAACUUUUUAAUGAGGCGUCGACAACCGUAAUCUCUGUCUUACAGCACACCCCGAAAUUACAACAAGUAAAGGAAGAGGUGCUCUUGCGAGCUGUGCGCUUUGUGCACGCAGAGAUCUGGGUGGAACACGUGGGCUGGAAAUACGCACAGCUAGGUGAUCGGUUCGAGAUCGCGCGGCGCAUGUCGUCGCUGUAUACGGAGGUGAUGCUGCACGCACCUCCCACACUGAAAGAAGGACCUUUCACUGCGCUGAGCCAGAUAUUGUCGGAGGCAUUCUUGGCUAAAGCAACGACCUCCACCAUUACGCCACUGGUGUCUUCGUUGACGGGUGCGGGAUCUGUGCUUGGGAUGCUGUAUGCGGCACGGCGAUAUGGUGAUGCCCGGCGGCUGGUCUACCUCAUGGAGUCUCACCUGCGCCUCACACGCGUUCUGCUCAAUUUCAAACCGCAUCUCGUCUCGUCCACGGAGCCAUCUCUCCUGGAGCAAGCCCUUUGCGCUAAAGUUGGAGGGAGUGUGGCUUCGUUUGAUGGUGGUCCGUCGAAGGUGGACCCUGUCGAUGCGCUUGCUGGGUAUGUGAAGGAUCGGAGCACGGGCGCCUCUGUGCCUAUUGAAGCUACUCGCGUGCUUUUUGCCCUAUGCUCAUCACUCGCAUCCACGCAAGGCUCGCCCCCAACAAUUAUUGGACAUUUAUCAGAUCCCGAGGCCACUGUCGCGUCACUGAUACGCAUCGUGCAGCAUCCGUAUGAUGAACCCCAGCUACGACAUGCGUUGUGGAAUUUCAUCACUCUCGCCGUCGAUAAGGAGCCCGCACUUGCUAGACUGUUUGUCACUGGACACUUCCGAGAACCAAUGCCAAAAGUCUCAGAAAAGGGCAAGGAGAAGGAUACUGGGGGCAACGACGCAUCGAAGUCCAGGUCAACGAGCGCGGUUACCCUAGCAUGCGACAUGCUGCAGCAAUGGGAGGAACUGUGGGAUCCUAAUCCAGAGCUGCUCGCCUCGCUCCUGCGUUUCAUGGAUGUGAUUUGGGAACAUGCACACGAGCAUAAACAACACCUGGAGCCAAUAUGUCAGGACGCUCGUCUAUUUGAGCAUCUUGCCGCAAUUUUAGGGAAGGAGCUGGGGCCUUCUCCUGAUUAUAGGACUGCAGACUAUGCUGAGGUUGAUGGAGCACAGCGUUCUGAUCUACAUGCGGCGGUUUCUUCUUAUGCUUACCGCACUGCGGUGAAGUGUCACGCCGCUCAUAUCUUGAGCUUGGACAUUCGGAUGCACCUUCAGUCACACCCAGAUGACAAGCAAUCUGCGAAGCCUGCUAGCUACAAAUCAAUCGAGGCAAUGUUCAAGUCCGAAGAUCAGCUGACGAAGCUUGUCUUAGAGGCGGCGACAAGUUCAUACGAUCCUUCCCUCCAUGACGAGCUUGCAAAGCAAAUCAACUCCGAUUUCCCGACUCUCACUCUUGACCAUCUGCGCGUGCAUGAUCCGAUCGUGGAACGUGAGUAUGGAGAUAACUUCGCCUUUUCAACUGCUCUUCUCCAAAUACGCUUGCAGCCUUAUUCAUUCGGUGACACGGCACAAGGCGCGGUUGCUGCACAUAAGAAGCUGAUGUCUGUCAAUCUCAAUCUCUCCCUAACAUAUGUACAAACCACAUUGACGGAAUCGUGGCAAUUCCUCCUCCUGCAACUUGUCACAUAUCUCCGUGGAACUGCUUCGGUGCGAUCCACUCUCUUGGCUUUGGCUGCAUCCAUCUCAGGGCUUCUCUCCGUCGAGAAGCGUUCCGGGGAUAUGAUGGGGACGAUUCACCAUGCACGGCUGUCGCUUCUUCUGGCUCUUCUCGAAGUCAUCUGGUUCUCCACCAGCGACACGAAGGAGCAAGUGGCAAGUUUCAUUAGCCUGGUCGCAAGCGUGCGUGGUAUUAUUCUUAGCGCAUCACAACCACCGGGAAAAUCGCUAUUGGGUCAAGCCACUGUUCCGUUCCAUCGGCCGCUCCUACAGACUAUCUACUUCUGCGCUCGACAUUCCAGGAGUCUUGUCCGCCGUCCAAAGGCUCUGACGGCAGAGCAGCGCCUGUCCGUUUCCAUGAUGCUGGAGACGACGCUGCUGCUGGUCGUUGACAGCCUCCGCUUCAAGUUUGACACAGCUAGCCUUGGCCUUGAUAUCGACCUUGACCAGGACCUGGAGCUACUCGUUGCGGUCUUCCAACAAUGCACCAGGCUCGAUCUGAACCCAUCUCCAUCGCUUUGGCUUGCCCGCUGUCAGGAGACUGAUGUAAUCCGGACCAGUCUUCACCUAUUCAGCCGUUUGGAUCUCGUCGGUCUCGCAGAUGUUGCCUUACUUCGGAUGCGUAAACAGCCUCUCUAUGCGCCUCACGUCCUAGCAUUCCACAUGGCAUUGGCGAGUGUCCCACUGGCUGCGGAGAGGCUCGCAAGCGAAGGAAUACUCGCUGCAUAUAGCCAGAACCCUAUCACUACCGCUAUCAGAGUAGGAAUGAUUGACGUUGUUCUGCCUGAAAUGCCAGGCGAGCGAAGUCCUGCGCACAGAGCUUAUUGCUCUAUGUUGGCCAUCAUCGCUGGUGUCGUCGCAUCGCUCGGUCGCCAUGGACAUUUCUUCUAUGCAGAGGCCGCAGGCCUUGUUCAGCUAUACGGGGACCAAAUCCACCGAACGCUGUCCUGGACGGUUGGCGAGCCGCUAUCUUCUCCGCUGAUCGAAGAAAUGGAGCAGGUCGUGAACCUUUUCAAUGCAAUCGCGCAGAACGCACCAGGAGACAUUGGGAGCGAUGCGGUCAAGCGAGCGCUGCGGUCUUUCACGGAUGACGCCUUGCUACUGUUACAGCAACUGAACUACUCCUUGACCCACCCUAACCACUUGGCGAGCCUCUUCGAGCCGAUCACAGCGCAUGAACGCAGCCAAUUUGAUGCAGAGAACAACAAUGCGUCCGUGAACACUCCCGCCGAAGUUGUGGAUCCACUCAAAAGGCCUUUCUUGGCUCGCUUGGUCCAUCGCCUGUUUCGCCUUUCAGGUUCGAUCCUAUCGACUCUGAGCAUCAUUGGCGGAGCGGAGACAGUGCUCAUUGGAGAGAAAGAUGACUGGCCAAUACACGAAGCCCUGAUCGUGCCUCACUCAAAGGUUGUCCUUGGAGAGUCUGCGUCAAUGGGUACCUUGCUUGAGUUGGGCAACUGUUCUUUGGAUGUCCUCCGUCACCUCGUGGACAGACCGGCCGCGCAGGCGCUGACCCCGGCAACGCCUACCCAGAACGCAUUAGAUGUCCGCGAGAGUGUCACAACGAUACGCAGACAUCUGGAAGCGGUCACGUUGUAUGCCGUUAGUCAACUCGCGAUGUGGCUGUCUAAACCCGAAUUCGAGGCCCCUGCCCACAACGCAGAUGCCGAUGACAUGGUUGUGGAGCACCAUCCAGCAGAGGUUCUGAAGGAGCGUCGUUCAACGAGGAGACAGUCGUCGAUGACGUUAGCGGAACGUCUGCGAAGGGGGAUGACGGGCGAAAUGGCUGCGGAUUUGCUGUCGCUGAUGGCGAAGGCGAAGCCGAUGAUUGCAAAAACGGAGGCUAUCCUUGGAAGCAAGGACGUGGACCUCACGGACAUUCUGUCUCGUUUCGUACAUGAACGGAUCUCUGUUUCGUCCUAA